AGCUGAUCUCGGGCCUUGGGUAAAACUCCCCAGUACAACCACUAGUGUACAAGUGCACUCAAACUCCCAAAUACUAUCUAAGAAGUGGGUGCGAACAACAUUAAUAUUCAACAUUGCACCAAAUUGCACCGAUGACCACCAACCAUCCCGAGCCCCUCCCACCGACCGUCUCAGACAUCCUCGCAGAUUGCUCCUGCGCUCGUGCCCGUUACACUGCCACACACCCUUCCUCCUACCGACGUUCACGCGUCCCCCCGCGUCUCCUCUCCCGUCUCCUCGGUGGCUCCUACCCCGACACCCCCUCAGCCUCCUUCUACCGUCUUUAUGAGUUCUUUAUCCUCGAUUGGAAUGUCCAAUUCCGAAACGAGCUCGAGUACUUCUGCUGCGCCCACCCCGGCUGGGCCGUCUCUUCCCUUCCUGACCCCGCAUACGCAGACGACGCAGACCCCGUUCGUCUUGCCGUUCUUGCUGUCCUUACCCAGUUGAUGUGUGCCGCUUUCAACCGACGCAUUGCGACUGGCUUGCCCAGGGACGCACCUGCUAUCGUACUUGAUUUUUCUGAGCUCGAGGCACGCCCGAAAGUCUUUGAAGAAACACCAGACUGGGCUAAGCGGGUCAGGCCACUUGAUGAGAAAAUUUACAUCCCGAAUAAGGACGGUCAAAUGUUGAAGGAGAACGAUGAAGAUGUCAGUGAAGAGUUCAAGGCAAUGAAUAUCAUUGUGCAGAUGCCGCAUAUUCAUUUUAUUUAGGUCAGUCUUUACUAAACUAGUGUGCUCGUCUGGACGCAUUCUUCUCAUUGCCCUUCGUUGCUUUCCUGUGUACAAGGGGCCUCCAUGCUCGCCCCUCUUUCACAAUCCAAUAUCCAAUCCCUUUCUACGCGCGUUAGUAAAUAAAAGUUUGUGAAUGUGGUAUACAUGGUUCCCAACAAUAAAUAAGUCGUGCAGUGUUGUGAACCAUUUGGGAUCUAAUUGGUCUGAACUAGUCGGGUAGUGGGCACGGGCCAGUGGCGGACGCCAUUGCACGGACAGAAUAGCAGAU
Cantharellus anzutake is the source of this 1038-nucleotide messenger RNA. RefSeq lists its product as uncharacterized. The transcript has 3 exons. The record is from RefSeq and is a predicted model, not a curated record. Bases 132 to 749 code for a protein of 205 amino acids. Lineage: Eukaryota; Fungi; Basidiomycota; Agaricomycetes; Cantharellales; Hydnaceae.